ACCCACAGCAGCAGGUCACACCUCAGUGUAGUUACGUUGACUCCCAACAAAACAUGAGACAGAAAUGACAUUGAGAAGAAAUGCAUGAAUUCCUUGGCCCUGGUAUUUCACAGGACUGUGUGUAGGAGUCUGCUAUGGUAAUAAUCACAAUAGAAUCACCAAGUACAUUGACACGAACCAGGAAGUUGACCUGGUGAACAACAGUAAACAGAAUGUCCAGACAGGAUAUGUAGAUGAAGAAUUGUCUCAUAAUCCACAUAGUAUGAGUAGAUGGGAUUGUGACAUGUGUUGAUGAAGUCCUUUACGACUGAUUGCAUUUGUCUUGUGUUGUGUUAAUGUACGUGGUGUUUUAGUUAUGUCUUAUCGAGAUGGUAUUCAUUAUUAAGCCUUUAUUUGGGCAUUUAAGCCUGGACAUACAGUGUACUUAGGGUCUAUAGGAUCUGGUCAAAAGUAGUGGACUAUAUGGGACACAGCCUCACUGAUUCUGUCAAAAGUAAUGGACUAUAUGGGACACAGCCUCACUGAUUCUGUCAAAAGUAGUGGACUAUAUGGGACACAGCCUCACUGAUUCUGUCAAAAGUAGUGGACUAUAUGGGACACAGCCUCACUGAUUCUGUCAAAAGUAGUGGACUAUAUGGGACACAGCCUCACUGAUUCUGUCAAAAGUAAUGGACUAUAUGGGACACAGCCUCACUGAUUCUGUCAAAAGUAGUGGACUAUAUGGGACACAGCCUCACUGAUUCUGUCAAAAGUAGUGGACUAUAUGGGACACAGCCUCACUGAUUCUGUCAAAAGUAGUGGACUAUAUGGGACACAGCCUCACUGAUUCUGUCAAAAGUAAUGGACUAUAUGGGACACAGCCUCACUGAUUCUGUCAAAAGUAGUGGACUAUAUGGGACACAGCCUCACUGAUUCUGUCAAAAGUAAUGGACUAUAUGGGACACAGCCUCACUGAUUCUGUCAAAAGUAGUGGACUAUAUGGGACACAGCCUCACUGAUUCUGUCAAAAGUAAUGGACUAUAUGGGACACAGCCUCACUGAUUCUGUCAAAAGUAGUGGACUAUAUGGGACACAGCCUCACUGAUUCUGUCAAAAGAUGUCAAACCAAGUCUUGAGAGGCUGUGCCAAAGCCUGUAUCAUUCAUUACAGAACAUAUCUGUCCACCCUACUCUGUUUGCAAUGUAUUGGUCUAUAGACUCACCACUGUUCAGUGUUACUAAUGUAUUGAAACUGUGCUUCAAUAAAUGUUUUGGACUUGUACCACAGCUGCCUUCUCUUACAUCACAGAUCAGCCUUACAUACACAUUUCACACUCCGUCUACCCACAGAUGCACAGAAUCCCAGAGAUGGUGUGAAACUUCUAGAGAAGUAGAGCUCUCUGCAUCUAACCAGGAAAUGGACGUUGACACAGGAAACUGGUGGUCAUGAUUUCACAUGGUGCAUCUCUGAGGGAAGCCAGUAUCAGAUAUGAUUGGUUUCCAACCGUCUUAAGAGGCGAGCUGCACAGACUAGUGGCGAAAUGAGAACAGAGUAGUGGAACGUAGGGAAAGUAGUUCAGACGAGUCCCUUUUCAUUUACUAGGAAAGGAAGGGACUGACAGCUAUUUGUCUGGUUUUAGAGUGGCGAAAGAGAUUCUGUUUCCAGCAAACCCAGAUGACAGUUAUGACACCGCAGUGGUGGGUUGGAUAUUGGAAUGAAGGAAGUGGUACGGAGUGAUGCACCCUGGACCGUCACUGGCUUUAGCAAUCAUGGCAUGUUUUCUGCAGAGAUACUUCUGUGAAAGUCGCUGGGACAAGGAAGAAGGUUUGAAGCCAGGCUCAGAGACGUACGGCUACAAAGCUUUCUCUGGGGAGGGGUUUGUCAUGCAAUGUACCAAACCACAGUCCGCCGGUCUCUGUGAGCGCCUCUACAACAUCACAGCCAGCUCUGAGGAAGCUGAUUGGUCCAAGGCCGAAGGGGAAACCAACAGAGACAGAGAUGACGGGGCCGUGACAAGACGGGGGAACGCGCUCUGGUUCUCUACCGUUACUGCAAAGGACUCUGGGAAGUACACAUGCCACACAGGUGGUAUGGUGAUCCAUGUCUAUGUGGAGGUGCUGGAGAGGGCCAGCCUGGGGUGCAGGGACACAGAGGAGAACAGAGUCACUCUGGUUCUGGGCAAAGGUGGCAGGAUCCCAUGCCCUGGGAUCAAAUGUCAGACACAGAGGUCAGAGGUCACAUGGUACAAGGACGCCAGGCCUGUGUGUGAGCUACAGGAUAAGAGGACUAUCUCUGUGGAAGACAGUUAUACUCUUCUGCUGGGUACUGUCUAUGUGAUUGAUGCUACAGUGUAUUUCUGUGACUACACCUACGAAGACAACGGGAUCCCCUGGACAGUCAGGAGAUCUGUUAACGUCUCGGUCAUACCCGCUGACACCAAAGACCCUCCACAGAUUACUUAUCCCCAUGGCAACGAGGAGGGCGUGGAGCUGGGGGAGCCUCAUAAUCUGAGCUGUCAGGCGCAUUUUGGGUUCCAGAGGACCUUUGACCCAGUGGUCCAGUGGUGGAUCAGUUCCCAUAGCAACCAUGAAGGCAUGAUGAAACUGAUGGAGAUGGAAGCACAGCAGGUGUGGGAAAGGAGUAUUGAAGAGUUUGAGUUCACGGUCACCAGGACAGCUCAAAUCCCGGAGGUGACUCAGCUACACCUCGACUCCACCUUCACCUGUCUGGCCCAGAACUCUGUAGGCAACAGCAGCGCCACCAUCAGGCUGACAAGGAAAUCUGCAGUUUCCCGUGUGCUGGUGAUAGUGUGUCCGGUGGUGUCUCUGCUGUUUGUAGCUGGGAUUGGCAUUACAGUGCACGUCUACUGGCUAGAGAUCUCUAUUCUCUACAGAAUCUACGUCCCAUACAAACAGACCACCACAGAUGACAAGGAAUAUGAUGCCUUUGUGUCCUACGUGCCCUGCUCUUCCUCUGAGGCGGGGGGAGGAAGAGAGGAGGCGCUGGAGGUGCUCCUGCCCAAGGUUCUGGAGGGGCAGUGGGGGUACCACCUCUUUCUGCUGGAGAGAGACCUGCUGCCGGGCGGAGCGUAUACAGAGGAUGUGGUGUGUGCGAUCCGCAGCAGCAGGCGACUGGUGUGUGUCCUGAGUCCUGACUACCUGGCCAGUACCUGUCUGUUUGAACUGGAGACGGGCAUCAGAGCCUUACAACAAGACCCACACUUCAGACUCAUCCUCAUCUGGACCAGCACCAUUCCCAACACCAGUCCUAGCCCCACCAGCCCCAACACCAGUCCUAGCCCCACCAGCCCCAACACCAGUCCUAGCCCCAGCACCACCAGCCCAACCAGCAGCAGGCCUCUAUCUCUACCCCUGUCUCACACUCUGGGCAUGGUGACUCCAGCCUCACCGCUGCCCCCACUAGUUCGGAGGGCCAUCAGAGUCCUGCCUGCUCUGCGCUACCCCCAGGACCAGGGAAGGAUGAUAACUAGCUCCAACUCUGGAUCACGGUUCUGGAGAUCCCUCCACAAGGCCAUGCCAGCCCAGAGUGGGACUGGGACAGACACACAGACACUGUUAGACAGACACACAGACACCCAGGACAGAGGGACUGUUUUGUAGUCGUUAGGGCGGUUCUCCAGUAACUUGACACCUUGUAUAUAUAUUUUUUUGGGGGUUGAGGGACCUGUGGUUUCAUGGCUGUUGCUUCUGAGAAU
This is a messenger RNA of Oncorhynchus masou masou (cherry salmon), 3694 nucleotides long. Its product is annotated as interleukin-18 receptor accessory protein-like. The record is from RefSeq and is a predicted model, not a curated record. Gene Ontology annotation, molecular function: interleukin-18 receptor activity. Gene Ontology annotation, biological process: interleukin-18-mediated signaling pathway. NCBI's taxonomy places the organism in Eukaryota, Metazoa, Chordata, Actinopteri, Salmoniformes, Salmonidae.